ACCCGAGCGGCAGAUGGGAGACACGUGAUACGAGGAAGGUUGAGGGGAUCACAUGACUUUACCCUCUUCCCCGGUGUCCGAGCUCUAGCUCCCCGCCGCGGGCCGUAGUGCCCCUCCUGUGAGUCGUAUUAUAUAGUCCUGCAACUGCCAGGCUACCUUUCUGGGCCAAUGAGAGAGCUUAUACCGAAUGCCGUCAUGAAAUGCUCUUCUAAAUGCCAUGCGAGGGGAGAGUGGGAUCUUGCACUCUUAAGAGCAGGCAGCCUAGGGGACACAUGGAGGGUGUCUAGGGACUGGGGAACUGAGACUUACUGGAAGAAGGGGCCUUAUACCUUCACAAACUAAGGUGGAGUGGAUCUGAAUCCUGGUAAGAGGAGAUAGAGGCCACCUCACUGAUCUCCUUGUCUUCUGGCAUUUCUCUUAAAUCCAGCGUUUUUACAGCCGACAUAGUAAUCUAACGAUGCUCUUAAAAAUCACCCCAUUUCUAACCCUUGGACCCUGAACACAGGCCCAAGUUUGUCAUUAAAGAUCUUGCAGAGCCUGACACCUAAUUCCCACUCUCCCUGGUUUGGGGUGGGUGGGUGGUGGUGGUAUGAUGGAGAGGUUGCCAGGAUGCCUCACCAGCCAUAGGGAAACACAGUUUCCUGAUUGUCCUCCUGGCCUUUGCACAUGUGACCUGGCACACUCUCUCCCCACCAGGCCUGUGUUGUUUUCAUGACACAGUACAAUAUUCUGAUUGUCAUUUCUGCCCCCAUGCUCUAUAAUCAUCUUCAGCGACCUGUACUCAAUCCAAUGUUGAUUCAUUCACUUACUGAAUCAAGUAUUUAGUAUCUGUGAUGUGACACACACUGACACACUGUUCUAUCUACAGAUAAAACACAGCAGUUCACAAAACAGCUAAAUGUCCCUGUAUACAUGGAGCAACACAUUAUAUUGUCUUGUUCUGGGUCAGUCUCUUCUACCAAACUUGGAGUUCUUGGCGGACAGGGACAGGAUAGGACUCCAUGACCCAAGCCCUGGAACUUCCUUAGACAAAACUUUAAUUUUGAAUUAAUGAGUAAAUUGCAGUCUAUCACCUUGGCUCACACUAUGAACCAUGUCCUGAUCCAAGAGGUUGAAGGAGAAGCCACCAAACCCAGCAGCUCUUAUCCUUCAAAUCAAGACCCUGGAGUUCUGUAAAUUCUCUCAGGGCUCCUGAAGGGUACGAGUCAGUUCCAGCUUGUUCCUGUGGCCAGUAACUUGAACUGCAGGUCUCAGGUGACAGCAGCAGCCUCACCAUCAAUAAUUGAGAGGACAUCCAGUCUGCCUCAGGGUUCUCUUCCUCCAAGGACUCCCCCUCCUGUCCUAUGCUCUGGUCUUCCCCAAGCAGGAGCCUCCAGCCCAGGGCCCAAAUAGGGACCAUGUCCCCUGCCAUUGCGCUGGCCUUCUUGCCCCUCGUGGUGACAUUGCUGGUGCGGUACCGGCACUACUUCCGACUGCUGGUGCGCAAGGUCUUGUUACGGAGCCUCCGAGAUUGCCUGUCGGGGCUGCGGAUUGAGGAGCGGGCCUUCAGCUAUGUGCUCACCCAUGCCCUGCCUGGGGACCCCAGUCACAUCCUUACCACCCUGGACCAUUGGAGCAGCCACUGCGAGUACCUGAGCCAUAUGGGGCCUGUCAAAGGUCAGAUCCUGAUGCAGCUGGUGGAGGAGAAGACCCCUGCCUGUGUGCUGGAGCUGGGCACUUACUGUGGAUACUCCACACUGCUCAUAGCCCGUGCCCUGCCCCCUGGGGGCCGCCUCCUUACUGUGGAGCAGGACCAACGAACAGCAGCAGUGGCCGAAAAACUCAUCCGCCUGGCUGGCUUCGACGAGCGCACGGUGGAGCUCAUUGUGGGUAGCUCAGAGGAGGUGAUCCCAUGCCUACGAACCCAGUACCAGUUGAGCUGGGCAGACUUGGUGCUCCUGACACAUCGGCCCCGAUGUUACCUGCAGGACCUGCAGCUGCUGGAGGCACAUGCCCUUAUGCCAGCUGGUGCCACUGUGUUGGCUGACCAUGUGCUCUUCCCUGGUGCACCCCGUUUCCUGCAGUACGCCAAGAGCUGUGGCCACUACCGAUGCCGCCUCCACCACACUGGCCUCCCAGACUUCCCUGCCAUCAAGGACGGCAUAGCCCAGCUCACCUACACAGGGCCUGGUUGAGGUCCAGGCCCAGGGGUUCUUACUCUACUCCCUACCUCCACCCAAGCAAGGACCUCACAAUAUCCUGUCCCCUCCUUGCUUAUGGCUAGGGAGGCUCUCCUCCCACCCCUGCCCCACUCCAGUUCCACACUGAUCUGAGGCAUCAAGUUCUGUCAGGCUGUUUGGCCCCAUGGUACCCUUCCUUCAAGGGAGAGCCAUGGGCUGACAGGCAAGAGGCCUGAGCUCCCAGCCCAGCUCUGUCACUGAUUUUCUGAGUGACUCCAUGGGAGUCCCUACUCUGCUCUGAGACUUAAUCCACUUUCUUAAUAGGAACAAAGCUGGCUGGGAGAACUCCAGGUGCCUCUCAGCUCUGGGCCUCAGAAAGCUUGCCCUCCCCAGCCCAUGCCAUUCAGGGUGGGAACAGGGGAAACAGUGAACACUGAGUUCAUGGCCCUGUAGGAAUGGCUGGGUGCAAGCUGGGCCGGAGGAAAUGGCAAUGGAGCCAGGGCCA
This is a messenger RNA of Manis pentadactyla (Chinese pangolin), 2664 nucleotides long. RefSeq names its product transmembrane O-methyltransferase (gene TOMT). Lineage: Eukaryota; Metazoa; Chordata; Mammalia; Pholidota; Manidae. Gene Ontology annotation, biological process: dopamine metabolic process; catecholamine catabolic process; developmental process. Gene Ontology annotation, molecular function: catechol O-methyltransferase activity. The record is from RefSeq and is a predicted model, not a curated record. The coding region runs from base 1344 to 2174 and encodes 276 amino acids. The transcript has 4 exons.